AAAACACCAUGGAGACCUAGAGGAUUCUUACUUUCCGGAUUCUUACUCGGAGCUGUAGUUUUUGCGUCCGCCUUCAGCAAUGGCUGAAGGCAACCUGCCUAGGUUGGUGAAGGAAGGGAAGCUCACCCUUCUGAAAGAGGAGGUUGCAAAUGUCCGGGAUGCGAAGAAGAGGCACUAUGGGAGGUCUGGGGACACCCUGCUCCACUACGCGGCCCGGCACGGCCAGCUGAGGAUCCUCGCUUACUUAGUCGAGACCUUAGAAAUGGACAUCGAAGUGUUUAAUAGCGAUUACAAGCGACCCCUCCACGAGGCGGCCUCCAUGGGUCACAGGGACUGCGUCUUGUACCUGCUGAACAGAGGAGCUACUGUCGAUUGCUUGAAGAAAGCAGACUGGACUCCCCUCAUGAUGGCCUGCACCAGAAGGAAUCUAGAAGUCAUUCAGGAUCUCAUUGACCACGGAGCAAACCCGUUACUGAAGAACAAAGAUGGCUGGAGCUGUUUCCAUAUUGCCAGCCGAGAGGGGGACCCUGAGGUAAUCCGGUACCUCCUGGAUGUCUCUCCAACCAUUUGGGACACGGAAAGCAAAAUCAAGAGGACUCCCCUACACACAGCAGCAAUGCAUGGACACCUGGAGGUAGUGGAAAUACUUCUUGAAAGGUGCUGCUACCCACCCGACAGCAGGGACAAAUGUGGCGCCACACCUUUUAUGGACGCGAUACAACACGGGCAUCUUGGCAUCGCCCAGCUGCUUCUAGAGAGACACAAGGCUUGCUACACCGUCCGGGACGCGCUCGGCGCUCAGCCUCUGCACCAAGCCGCGGUCACUGCGCAGGAUCCUGCCCUCCGGUUCCUUGUUUCAGAUCUCGGCGUUGACGUCAAUGCCAGAGCCACAUCGCUGCAGCUCACAGCCUUGCAUUAUGCUGCCAAGGAAGGACAUGCAGGGACAAUCGAGACUCUUCUGUUGCUCGGUGCUGAUCUAAAUGCGAAGGAUGGGAAAAAUCGUACCGCCCUGCACCUGGCAUGCUCAGGCCAGCAUGCUGCAUGCGUGCAAAUUCUCCUGCAAGCAGGGUUGCGGGACACCCCCGACAGUACCGGAACGCACGCACGGCAGCUUGCGAAGAAGCCAGCCCUCCUCCAAAUUUUUGACGAAAUCCCAGUGCCGUCCUGCCCUGUCCAUCAAUAACGGAAGUCGCCUUCACCGGGGACUGCAAGCAGGGCCUUCUCUGCAGUGGCCCCUUGGCUACGGAAUCGAGAUCAGCGAAGCUCCCAUGAGUAGAUGCUGGAGGAUUCCGACAAAGAGACGAAAAUUGCCACUGGUCGCUUGUUUGUCCAGAAAGAAAACAAGCCCUGUUGCUGUUUGCCGUUUUUAAUCCACAAACAAUAUCAAGGACUACUUAUCCUGCAUUUGCAUUGUGUUUCCUCUGCAUUGGAAUGACUGCUGUGGAAUGUCUGCCACACUGGAUAGCGAGCAAAAGAAUGCUGCUUUUUUUUUUGUUGGAAGCUGAAACGCAGUGGAAGAGAAGCGACGCCGCAUGCGAUGGAUGCAAGUCGGAACAGAAAUCAGUCCCUCCUUACAUCCCUCGCUCCCGUUCUCGGUUGCUUUGGGCUGCAGGUCGAGACAUUUUCAUUCCUUUGCAUAGG
Molecule: messenger RNA, 1641 nt
Organism: Lacerta agilis (Sand lizard)
Lineage: Eukaryota; Metazoa; Chordata; Lepidosauria; Squamata; Lacertidae
Gene: ANKRD16
Product: ankyrin repeat domain 16
Exons: 7
Coding region: 80-1183 (367 amino acids)
Molecular function (GO): protein binding
Source: RefSeq, a predicted model, not a curated record